This is a messenger RNA of Diuraphis noxia (Russian wheat aphid), 1800 nucleotides long. It is a transcript of the gene eas, whose product is annotated as ethanolamine kinase 1. Lineage: Eukaryota; Metazoa; Arthropoda; Insecta; Hemiptera; Aphididae. The record is from RefSeq and is a predicted model, not a curated record. Gene Ontology annotation, molecular function: ethanolamine kinase activity. Gene Ontology annotation, cellular component: cytoplasm. Gene Ontology annotation, biological process: phosphatidylethanolamine biosynthetic process.
CCAUUUUAUGCAUAAUUAUAUUAUUAUACAUUUAUACCUACGUCAUACGUGCCAAUUAAAAUAUUAUGUACAAUAUCAUAUUUUUAAUCCAUGAUAAUCUAACACGUACUUAUAUAUACUAGAUAAUACUCAUAAUUAAUUUAAUUUCAGCCAUUACUCAUUGAUAGGUACUCCGUACGUCAGGGUCAGCGACCGUGUUAAGUUUGUCGCGUUACUCUGCUCGCGAGGACAGCCAAGGCAUGCAGAAUUAGGCGGUCUGCAAAUACGGUAUUUGCUGGAGGAGCCGGUCGGAUAACCCAAUUUCAGAGUCCAAUCAUUAGGCCGCCGUGAAACGGAUCAUCCAACACAUUACAUCUCGUGUCUGUAAAACAAUGCGUAACUUUAUCUAUUUGCUGSCAAUAAACAAUGCAUAACUAACUCGUAUAUUGAUUUUAUAGAGGAAACAAGUUGGUCGUAAAGAUCAGAAGCCAAUAUACUUCUGGUUUAUGAUUGUUAUCACACGGCAUUCACACGCGUCCCACCUUUUACUACAYUGUGCGUUGUAUGUUGUGAUAGACAAACAAAUUAUUUUAUWACAGUAUAUUAUUGGCUUCUCGAUCGUUCGAAAUGUCUACUAUUCCUCACUUGUCCAUUUUUGUUGAAGACGACGAUAUCGAGAACGGAUCUCGAGUCAUACUAAAACUAAUACGACCAGACUGCGAUUUGAAAAAAAUCCGAUACAAGUUGUUCACAGAUGGUAUUACCAACAAGUUGGUCGGUUUGUUCGAUGACUCGCGUCCGGAAGAUGACGGUGUGCUGGUUCGCAUUUACGGCAAAAAUACGGAACAGAUCAUUGACAGGAAAGCAGAAGUAGAAAACUUUAAGUUUUUGUACCAUGUUGGAGUCGCGCCGAAUUUGUACGCAACGUUCGAUAAUGGUAUGGUGUACAAAUACAUUAUAGGCGAAACGUUGACAACUACCACAUGCCGGGACCCGAACAUUUACAGGCAAGUAGCCAAAACGAUGGCGAGAUUUCACCGGUUAACUACAAGUGGCAAAACGACGAGCGACGAAACUAUCAAAUCCGGACUUUGGAGUAAAAUGGAACAGUUCGCCAAUCUCAUCCCGGAACGUUUUAGCUCUCCUUCCACCGACAACCGGUCAGUGCAUAAACUAUGUGUGCAAGAACCGGACUUUUCAUUGUAUCCAAAUGCGGAUUUGCAAAUGGACUGGCUGAGGUCGUACUUGGAAGAAUACAUCGGUGAAUCGUUGGACCAAAACGAUCAAAGGGUGACCGUGCUUAAGGAACAAGUGAACAUGUUUKUAAUUGCGUCACAUUUGUUGUGGAUCUUCUGGUCAAUUGUACAAGCCGAAAUAUCUGUGAUCGAUUUCGAUUAUUUAAAGUAUGCAGAAAUGAGAUUAGAACUAUACACGAAAGCGAAAAAUUCACUCAUCUGCAAAUGAACCCUUUGUGACAUUCCAUUAAUUUAAAAUACUUUCAAUUACKYGUUUCCAUGUUACCAAUAUGAGAAAAGGAAAUGCUAUAUAAUAUAUAGUCUCGCGCUUCAUCAAUAAAUAUUAAAUCAUUGACAUUAAUUAUUAUUUAAAUGCAACACCGCCGCUGUAUAGUAGAUGAUAAACGUCAUUAACCUGCAGCAGCAGCACCGUCGCCAAAUUUCAUCGUAAUCACAAUAUCAUAUUAUAAUUAUAGUACAAAGAGCUUUCAGCUUUGUUGAAACAUAGCACUUGCUUUUGCUUUGAAAUAAAAUGAUCAACAUUUUUUCGUAAUAAACAGUAAAAUAAUAAAUACAUAUACCGAUA